AUGAGUCGGGUAGGUGAGGUGGCUUAUCAGUUGGCAUUACCACCUUCACUAUCCGGGCUGCAUGACGUAUUCCACGUAUCUCAGCUCCGGAAGUUCGUGCCCGAUACCUUUCAUCCUAUCCUUCCGGAUUCUGUUGAGGUAGAGCCUGAUCUUUCCUAUGAUCCUCAACCUUGCUGUAUCUUGGAGCGUGCUAGCAAGUCCCUCCGGAGUAAGGAGAUACCUAUCAUGAAAGUGAUGUGGGAUGAGACGCGUCUUGAGGAAGCUACUUGGGAACUUGAGUCAGAGAUGCGGGAAUCUUAUCCUCACUUGUUUUGGUUUUGCAAUUUGAAUGAGUCUAAUCAGUCCUAA
Messenger RNA from Vicia villosa (hairy vetch), 348 nucleotides. RefSeq lists its product as uncharacterized. The transcript is spliced from 2 exons. The record is from RefSeq and is a predicted model, not a curated record. Lineage: Eukaryota; Viridiplantae; Streptophyta; Magnoliopsida; Fabales; Fabaceae. The coding region runs from base 1 to 348 and encodes 115 amino acids.